Molecule: messenger RNA, 3867 nt
Organism: Aphidius gifuensis
Lineage: Eukaryota; Metazoa; Arthropoda; Insecta; Hymenoptera; Braconidae
Gene: Nep5
Product: endothelin-converting enzyme homolog
Exons: 18
Coding region: 950-3370 (806 amino acids)
Biological process (GO): protein processing
Cellular component (GO): plasma membrane
Molecular function (GO): metalloendopeptidase activity
Source: RefSeq, a predicted model, not a curated record
AGAUAGUCAAGUUAUUAUACUUGUCAACAGGCUUUAUAUACUCGAAAUAAAAAAAGGUGACAAUUAUACAAUUCAACUGGAAGUUGGAAUUUACAAAGUAAUGCAACUCCAGAUAAUCUCAAAGUCAUUGCCGGAGGCUCUGGCACACUGUGACGAGACUGUUACGAGACAUGAGCAAUUUAUCAACUAAACAAGUAAAGGAUUUUCGUGCCAGGUACAAUUCCCUUUUGUGUUAUCAACUGAUUUUCGUACAUGAUACAUGCCAACACACCGAUUGUUCUUCAACCAAGAAAGACAAGAAAGACAAGACCAACAGUGAAUUAAUACACUCAACCAGAGUAAUUGCCUUUACCAGAGUAAAAAAAAACAAAAAAAAGGGAAGCAAGUAUAAGCAUAUGCACUGAAGCUUGAUGUUACUUUCUCCUGGCUCAUUCAGCCUACUUCACUUAGAGUCUCAGUUUCAAACUCCCUCAUCAUCAUCAUCAUUUUAUCAUCAUGCUUUGCAGUGAUCAUUUCUCAUUGCAUUAAAUAAAAUACAUCUCAGUAGUAUAUCCCGUUAAAUAAGAUUAAUUUUAUUUUUUAUUGUUAUUUAUUUUUAUGAUAUAAUACAGUUAUUUUUGUAAUCAGUUUAUAUAUAUAUAUAGUAUUGGUCUAGUUGAACUCGUUCAAACUGCAUACACAUGAAUAUUGUUCCUUUUUUUUUAUUUUAAAUAAUUUAUAUUUUGUGGUUGGUGUUUAUGUAUUAAUAUUUAAUAUGUUAAUAUCGAGGUUUAUAAUACGAUGGAAGCUAUAACUUGUAACGAUCCAACUUUGAAAGUUAUACGAAUGAAAAUGAAGCGCCGUUGACGUUAGUAAUUGGUGCCUCCAAUGGACACCUGGUUGUCCCACCCAGGUUUUUUUUUAUAUUUAUUGUCGUCAGUUCGAUCCGGUCAGUGAUACACUGAGGACUAUGAACAACGAAUCAAACGAACGAAAAGAUGAAAAUGAAUCUGUAUAUUCAAUCAAUAGUACUGCAAAUUUGGUUGCUGUUAAAUCCAGAGAAACAUACUUCAAACGAAGGCGUAAAAAAACUGGUAUUUUACUUUAUAUUUUAUCGUUUUUGAUUGCUGGUUUACUUGCUGGUGUUACUACACUAGGUAUUUUAUAUUCCAAAGCUCGUGCUGAUAGCCUUGUUUUAUGUGACUCUGAAGAAUGUGUACGUAUUGCUGCAAGUUUAAAAGAAUCAAUGGACACAUCAGCAGAUCCAUGUCAAGAUUUUUACCAAUAUGCAUGUGGAAGAUGGUCGGAUAAUCAUCCAACGCCAGAUACAAAUAUGAUGAAUUCAUGGUUCAGUGAAAGAUCUGACAAAGUUACAUGGAGAGUCAGAGAAUUAUUAAGAAAAAAUUUAACUGAUGCACCUUGGGCUGUUAAACAAGCUAAAAUACUUUAUAAAAGUUGUAUUAAUUUAGAAUCUAUGGAUGAUCAAGGACUGACACCAUUAUUUAAUUUGCUCAAAAAUCUCGAUCUACCUCAAAUACCAGCUGCACUUGGUCAUAAAGAUGGUAAUUUUAUUACUAAAAUGGCAAAAGUUAGAAAAUUUCUUGGAAAAGAUGUUUUUAUUGGAAUUGACGUUAUUCCAGAUCCAAGAAAUCGAAGUAAAAAUGUUAUUAUAAUUGAUACACCUUCAGCAAUAAGUCCUCUACCAGGAGACAAAGAAAUUGAAAAUAGACUGAAAACAUUAAAAGCAAAAAUGACAAAAAUUGAUGAACAUUCUGAUGAAUUAAAUAAAAACAAUCAAAGUUUAUCAUCAAUUGAAAAAAAUUAUAUUGCAUCGGUAAUUAAAGAAAUAACAAAUAAUGGUAGUUUAAAUUCUUGUGAUUUAAAUAAUAAUACUUUGCUAUCUCAUGAUGAUAAAUUUUUUAAACUUGCCAGUAAAAUAUAUGAACUAAGUGGAACAUUUUAUUACCUGUCUCAUGCUGAUCAUAAUGAGACAAUAUCAGACGAGGAUUUGAGUGAAAAUGAUUACAUGACAAUUGAUCAAUUACAACAAAUAACAGAUGCUUAUGUAAAAAGUGAAAAUUCAUCUGUAACACCAAGAAUAAUUUGGCGACCGUUUAUAGAAGAAAUAUUUAAUGAUAUACCUGAUGUCGAUUUGAAUAAAAUUGAUAGAAUUCUAGUUGCCAAUUUGGGAUACAUAAAAAAUUUAGCUCUUUUUUUAGCAUCAACAGACGAUGAUAUGCUUGAAACAGCCAUAUGGUGGAUUGCUGUAGAAGUUGUAACUCCACAUUCAUCAAAUAAUUUACGUAAAAUUUGGUCAGAUUAUAUCGACAAACUUGUUGAUGUUGAAGAUUAUGAUCCACGUUCACUUCAUUGUGCUGAUGUUGUUAAUUACAUGAUGGGUAUGGCUGUAUCAUGGUUAUUUGUUGAUCCAGAAUUUCAUAAUACAACUGGUAAAAAUGUUAUUGAGAUGCUAGAAAAUAUUAGAAAAUCAUUUGAGACACUUGUUAGUAAAUUAAUUUGGAUGGAUAAAAAAACUAAAAUUGCAACAUUAGAAAAAUCUAAAAAAAUGGAAUAUGUUAUUGGUCAUCCUGAAUGGUUAUUUGAUGAAGAUACACUUAAUGAAUAUUACAAAGGGAUUGAUAUGAAGGAAAAUUCAUACCUUGAUAAUAUGCUGACUAUUGCAAGACUAAUGAGUCAAAGUGAAUUGGAAAUAAUUCAAAAAAUUAAUUACAUGAAUGACACAUACUGGGGGGCUGAACCAACUGAUGUUAAUGCUGUUUACACAGUCAUAGCUAAUCACAUAACAAUACCUGCUGGAAUAUUACAGUUUCCAUUUUAUAAUUUGGGUCUUGAAGCUUUAAAUUAUGGUGCAAUUGGUACAAUUUUGGGUCAUGAAUUGACACAUGGAUUUGAUAAUUCUGGUAGGCUUUAUGAUGGUGAUGGAAAUUUACGUCAAUGGUGGAGUAAUGAAACAGUUAUUGAGUACAAAGACAAAGUUGAAUGUUUUAUUGAUCAUUACAGUAGCUACCACGAAGCCGAGGUCAAUGAGAAUAUUGAUGGAAAACUAACACUCGAUGAAAAUAUUGCUGAUAAUGGUGGCCUCCGUGAAGCUGUAUUUGCAUACAAAAGGUGGAAAAAUAAACAUGGACAAGAACGUUAUCUACCUGGCUUUACACAUUUAACACAUGAUCAAUUAUUAUUUUUAGGUUUUGCUCAUCUGUGGUGUGAAGCUUAUACACCAGAAUCAUUGAGAUGGAUGUUGCGAGAUUCUCAUUCACCAGGACACAUUAGAUUACGUGCUGUUUUAACAAAUUCAAAAGAAUUUAAUGAAGCUUGGAAGUGUCCAUAUGAUUCUCCAAUGAAUCCAUAUAAAAAAUGUCGAAUAUGGUAGAAAAAAAAAAUAUAUAUUUAUAAAGAUUAAACAUCAAAAAGUCCAGUGACAAUUUAAUACCAUAUUUUUUUCUAGAAAUUAUAUAUCUAAAAAAAUGGUAAGUAGAAUAUAAGUAGCGAAAUUAAUUGAUAUUAAAAAAAAAAAUAAGGAAAACAUUAAUAAAUUUAAAAAUGGUAAUUUUUUUUUUUAAUAAAAAAGUUCUAUUUAUGUAAAAAAAAAAAAAAAAGACAAUUCGUACAAAUAAUUUCAAUAUUAAUUUUUUCGUUUGUUACUUUCUUUUCUUACGUUGGUUUUUUUUUUUUGGCUCUAGGCCAACAUUGGCUCAAUCAGUGAUAAAAUUAAUGACAUUGCAAAAGUUGUUCAUUAAUUAAAAUUCCAUGAAUACAAAUUUUUGGAUAAAUUCAAGUCAAAAUGACAUUGACUUAUCGCAUAAUAUUUUUUUUACAUAAAUCUUUUUGAUAAUUUGUAAUGAGUGACAUCAUCAUUAUCUCAACAAU